CCAACCACAACAUUCAUCAAAAACUGAUAGCCGCAUAUUAUUAGCCUCUGGCUCUGUUUCAAAACUACACAGAAGAAACCCCACAAAAAACGCAGGCGGAAACCGAACCGAACGGGAACGGGCGGCGGUCAUGGUUUGCUUCUGUUUUCUGGUGGAUCAGAAGAGGAAAGUGAGGAGGAGUAAGCCGGCGGCCGGGAGUUGCUCCAGGUGCGGCAGCGGGGCCAGCGUCGCCGACAUGAAGACCGCCACCAGGUUCUGCCACGUGCCCUUCUACUGGAGGUCAUGGAAAGCCAUCAUCUGCACUUUCUGUGGAGCUGUUCUUCGCUCUUACAAUUGAGAUUUUUUUUUUUUUUGAUUUUAUUUUAUGUUAGCUUCAGUUUGGUUCCCAGAUAGAUCUAGUUCUGUUGGGUUUUUUCUUCUCCUUUUUUGUUUUUUUGGUUUUUCCCUUCUGAAUCUGAACUCAGAGGGUAUUUUUGAGGGUUGUUUUUCUGCACAUAAGGAUAAAAAGUGGAGUUUAUGGAGGAAGAGAUGUAGUAAUCGUUUAUUUGGUAGAACCAUAGAAAUUUCUCUC
This is a messenger RNA of Rhododendron vialii, 571 nucleotides long. RefSeq lists its product as uncharacterized. The record is from RefSeq and is a predicted model, not a curated record. The transcript has a single exon. Lineage: Eukaryota; Viridiplantae; Streptophyta; Magnoliopsida; Ericales; Ericaceae. The coding region runs from base 131 to 337 and encodes 68 amino acids.